AUGAACUUAUCAGCAGUACCAAACUCGAUCCCGUUUUCAGCUAGUGAUGUGCUUCCAGUCUUGACGUUGACUUCGAAGCUCACUUUGAAAACUCGUUUCGAAGCACCAAAUUCUCCAAGCUGGAUCCGUUUGGUGAAUGCUUCAGGAAGCAUGGCCACUCCAGUGUUCGAUGAGCCAACAUCCGGCAGGUACAAAGUGGAGCCCCGAUCCAACUGCGGCGGCACUUGUGCCAUAGAGUCAAAUUCUCCGAAGAUAGCCUUUCCCAUACUAAGCCAGCUAUAUUGGUCCUUCAGGUUAAGAAUAUCAGAGAUCUUGGAAUGGACGGUUGAUAGUUUUGUUUUCACAGGUAUAUCUUCCCUGACUUUCAAAAGCUUGAAGAAAUGGUCUAGGUUGAUGCUUUCACAAGCACGUAAAAUGUCUGAGAAUGUAUAA
Ogataea philodendri is the source of this 432-nucleotide messenger RNA. RefSeq lists its product as uncharacterized. The record is from RefSeq and is a predicted model, not a curated record. Lineage: Eukaryota; Fungi; Ascomycota; Pichiomycetes; Pichiales; Pichiaceae. The transcript has 2 exons. Bases 1 to 432 code for a protein of 143 amino acids.